Molecule: messenger RNA, 5454 nt
Organism: Ochotona princeps (American pika)
Lineage: Eukaryota; Metazoa; Chordata; Mammalia; Lagomorpha; Ochotonidae
Gene: GSK3B
Product: glycogen synthase kinase 3 beta
Exons: 13
Coding region: 1549-2787 (412 amino acids)
Biological process (GO): regulation of microtubule cytoskeleton organization; regulation of neuron projection development; negative regulation of canonical Wnt signaling pathway
Cellular component (GO): cytoplasm; glutamatergic synapse; nucleus
Molecular function (GO): beta-catenin binding; tau-protein kinase activity; protein serine/threonine kinase activity
Source: RefSeq, a predicted model, not a curated record
AUCACUCAGGGAGGUACACGCCCAGCAGAACUGUCCAGCCAAUGACGAAGCAGCCCCAGCUCGCGACCCUGCAGCUCCACCAGCGACUCUGGGUUUCUCUGUCCUUAACUCUUUAAGGCUUUUCCGUGAGGGCUGACGACUGUGAUUGGCCGCUGUGACCGUCGUCGAAUUUGUCCUCCGGCCAGCCCAAGAAAAGGCGCAGCCAUCUCCUGCCUGUUCGGAUACCCUCGGCCCUUUCCGCUCUGGAGGCGUGGCUUCCCGAGGACACUUUCUAUUGGCUCCUGACGGCGAUCGGCUUUUUCCGGGAGGAGCCGCAGACACACGACGCCCGUGAUUGGCUCCGUUCUGGCUUCGGCUCCGCAGCCGAAGCGGACGGGCGUUGGGCUCGGCCGGCGAUUCCCAGACGCCUGUUACGCGGGCGGCGGGGCGCGGGGCGCGGGGCGGUGCAGGGCUGGGUGGGGGAGGAAGGAGGGGGAGGACGAGGAGGAGGAGGGAGCGCGAGAGGGCAGGGGAGGGGGCAGGCGCUAGGCGGCUGCGCAGACGGCGCUCCUCACACAGAGCAGCCCCCGACCCGGGCGAAUGCGGGCUUGUGCCGCCGCCGCCGCCGCCGCCGCUGCCGCCGCCCGGGCCGAGUGACAAAGGAAGGAAGGAAGGAAGCGAGGAGGAGCCGGUCCCGCAGUCGCUGACAGGGCUCCGGACACUUCCUCAGCGGACACCGAGCAGAGAGGCGUGGGGCGUGAGGGGCGGCCGCGCUGGUGCUGUGGUCGGGGGAGGGGUCCCCGAGGGACGGAAGCGGUUGCCGGGUUCCCAUGUCCCCGGCGUAUGGGGAGCAGUCGAGGAGCCGCUGCCUGGGAUCUGAAGGGAGCUGCCUCCGCCGCCGCCGCCGCCAUGGCCGCUGGAUACAGCCGCCGCCUGCAGCUGCUCCUGGCGCAAUGAGGAGAGGAGCCGCCGCCACCGCCCGCCUCUGACUGACUCGCGACUCUGCCGCCCUCCAGCCCGCCGGGCCCCCGCCGUCAGGCCGGAUCCCGCCGCUGCCGGAGCCACAGCGUUUCCCGUCGCAUCUCCCUCUCCCUCCCUCCUUCCCAUCCCCCCCCUCUUCUAGCGUGAGACUCGUGAUCCUUCCGCCGCUUCCCUUCUUCAUUGACUCGGAAAAAAAAUCCCCGAGGAAAAUAUAAUCUUCAAAGUGCUUAUUUUCAAUCAAGUAUUUGUCACUGUUUCACAGGGUUUUUUUUUUAAGGAUCUCUUCCCCCCCCCCUUUUUUUUGCCUUCCCAGCAAAGAGAGGGGAAAGGACUGUUUUUUUCUCCAGCCCCAAAUCAUCUAUAUGAUAAAUAUCCGCACCGAUCUGUCUUUGAAGAUACAUCGUUCGUGCUUUUUAAUUUUUUUUAAUAUUGCUAUACAAAAGGAGUGAAAGGCCAAGAGGACGAAGUCUUUUUUUUUUCUUGUGGGAGAACUUAAUGCUGCAUUUAUCAUUAACCUAACGUCCCAAAAUAAAACAAAAGGAAGAAAAGGAGAAAGGAAGGAAAAGGUGAUUCGGGAAGAGCGUGAUCAUGUCAGGGCGGCCCAGGACCACCUCCUUUGCGGAGAGCUGCAAGCCAGUGCAGCAGCCUUCAGCUUUUGGCAGCAUGAAAGUUAGCAGAGACAAGGAUGGCAGCAAGGUAACUACAGUGGUUGCAACUCCUGGGCAGGGUCCCGACAGGCCGCAAGAAGUCAGUUAUACAGACACUAAAGUGAUUGGAAAUGGGUCAUUUGGUGUAGUAUACCAAGCAAAACUUUGUGACUCAGGAGAACUGGUUGCCAUAAAGAAAGUAUUACAGGACAAGAGAUUUAAGAACCGAGAGCUCCAGAUUAUGAGAAAGCUGGAUCAUUGUAACAUAGUUCGUUUGCGUUAUUUCUUCUACUCAAGUGGUGAAAAGAAAGAUGAGGUCUAUCUUAAUCUGGUGCUGGACUAUGUUCCGGAAACAGUAUACAGAGUUGCAAGACACUAUAGUCGAGCCAAACAGACGCUCCCUGUCAUCUAUGUCAAGUUGUAUAUGUAUCAGCUGUUUCGAAGUUUAGCCUAUAUCCAUUCCUUUGGAAUCUGCCAUCGGGAUAUUAAACCACAGAACCUCUUGUUGGAUCCUGAUACAGCUGUUUUGAAACUCUGUGACUUUGGAAGUGCAAAGCAGCUGGUCCGAGGAGAACCCAAUGUUUCGUAUAUCUGUUCUCGGUACUAUAGGGCACCAGAGUUGAUCUUUGGAGCCACUGAUUAUACCUCUAGUAUAGAUGUGUGGUCUGCAGGCUGUGUAUUGGCUGAGCUGUUGCUAGGCCAACCAAUAUUUCCAGGAGACAGUGGUGUGGAUCAGUUGGUGGAAAUUAUCAAGGUCCUGGGAACACCAACGAGGGAACAAAUUAGAGAAAUGAACCCAAACUACACUGAAUUCAAAUUUCCUCAAAUUAAGGCACAUCCUUGGACUAAGGAUUCGUCAGGAACAGGACAUUUCACCUCAGGAGUACGGGUCUUCCGACCCCGAACUCCACCAGAAGCAAUUGCACUGUGUAGCCGUCUGCUGGAGUAUACGCCAACUGCUCGAUUGACACCACUGGAAGCUUGUGCACAUUCAUUUUUUGAUGAAUUACGGGACCCAAAUGUCAAACUACCAAAUGGGCGAGACACACCUGCACUCUUCAACUUCACCACUCAAGAACUGUCAAGUAAUCCACCUUUGGCUACCAUCCUUAUCCCUCCUCAUGCUAGAAUUCAAGCAGCUGCUUCAACCCCCACAAAUGCCACAGCAGCCUCAGGUUGAGAACCCUUCUAACAGAAAAGGGAAUCAUGUUAAGCAGUGGAUAAGAUGCUAAUGCUGGAGACCGAGGCCCAAGCAAUAGUGCUGCUUCUGCAUCAGCUUCCAACUCCACCUGAACAGUCCCGAGCAGCCAGCUGCACAGGAGGAACCACCAGUUACUUGAGUGUCACUCAGCAACACUGGUCACGUUUGGAAAGAAAAUUAAAAAGAGAAAAAAAAAUCUGUUCAUUUUAGUGUUCAAUUUUUUAUUAUUGUUGUUGUUCUUAUUUAACCUUGUAAAAUAUCUAUAAAUACAACAAUUUCAUUGUAUUCUCACUUUGAGGGAAAUCCAGGGGUGGGAGGGGUUGUGGGGAGGGGAAAACGGAGCACUAGAACACACAAUCUAUCUCCCACGACAAUCUUUUUCUUUUUCUUUUUCUUUUUUUUUUUUUUUAAUCAAAAGUCUGCUGUUGUAUACUUUAAAACCAGGACUCCUGCCUCAUGCCCCUUCCACAAAAGAAAACCUUAUUCUGUGCUGAAAGUUUUUUUUUCAAAAGUGUAAGACAUUGGUAUAGUACACAGCUUGAAAUUGGUUGGGAGCUUAGUGGAUAUAAUUCAAUGGGGACUUAAAAUGUCAAUUGCAAAAUUAAUCCGCAUCCUCGGGUAUUUGAAAACCUGGCCUUUGGCAUGUUGAUGGCAGGUGUGGCAGACAAAAAAGAAAAUGUGUAUCAUUUGUAACUGAGGGAAGUCAAUUCAGGUUGAAACUCCAACAGGGAACUUGUUCAUCAAUUUGGCCAAGAUUUUCUGUUCUUAAUCAGGGCUGGUGGUGAAGAAGCUUAUGUAGGAGCAGUAGCGAGCAGGACUCUGACAUGCCGCUCAGCGGCUGGAUCUUUGCUUACCUGACCAAAGCUUCUCUCCAAAUCAUGUUACAGUUUGAACCUAGUGACAUGGGAGGAGACAGAGCAGGGUGUUGGGCAGGCCCCUGAGGUUGCAGAGGUCAGGGCUGUGAAGCCUAGACCAGGGACAGAUCUCACCACUGUGAAGGAGUUUGGACUGUUUUUCUGCAGUUGUUUCCCUUGGAAAGAUACGCUUGAAAGGACAUUAGAAUUAAAUGUGAACUACAACAGUCUACUGGUUUAUUUUUCAUAUUUUAUAAACUGAAAAUUGAGCUUGCAGAACUUGCCACAUUCUACAUACGUAGCUCUAAUUUUAAAUCCAAAUCUAGAAUCUGUAUUUAAUUUUCAGCUUUUUUUAACCUCAUGCUUUUUAAAUUUAUUUAUUGAUGCAUGUCAGAUAGGCCAUGAUGAUUUUAGAUGGUAGGGGUAUUAAAAACUACACAUCACAAUGAUAAGCAGUCACCUGUACCUGCUGACUUUAUAGGAAAGCUGAUUACAUAAAUGUGUGUAUAUAUGUUAUAUAUACAUAUAUUGAAUACUGCCUCUUUUUUUGUUUUGUUUUGUCUAUAAUAUCAAAACUGACUGGUUGAAGCAUAAGAAGAAUGUUUUUCCCCCAAAACCCUGUUAAGAGUUUUUGUUUCCGUUUUCUUUGUGUAUCAGUUCAUACUGUAAGAAUCCGUCUCUGUUUUUGAAGAAAAAGCAAUAUUCCUUGGAAAGCAAGAAGGAUGGAAAGGUUAUGUUUGCAAUGAGGAAAUAGAUUUUCACAAGUUUGUUUUGUACCUUUAAGGUUGACAUCUAUGUGGGCCUUAUAUACUCUGAACUGAACUUUCGUCACCUUGGUGCUUACGGGCCAUUACUUGACCUAUGAAUCUUUAAGGCACAAUCAGUCGUAUUUUACAUUUUAAGAUCCACAUGAGUGAUGGCCACCUUUCCCUCCUAUCUGUUCCUUUCCCACACACUUUCCAAGGGUAGCCAGUAACUAACUCUAGGGCUGCCAAGCCCAGCCCUAGUUUUUGUGUAACUUCCCUUCACCCUCAUCAUUGCCACCUGUGGUUGUGAUGGGGGCCACACCAUCUGGAUGGUUUGGAAAUGAGUCUCUUGGCAGUCCUCACGCAGGCCCUCACAGCCUGUCCUGCUUCUGACCCGCGGUGGGACUCUACAGCAGCAUCGUCCUGCCUGCUAAUGGGAACCAGCACCCAGGAGGACAACUGGGAGCCAUCUGAGUUUUCACUCACUGUUUAGCUAAACUGGUAGACCACAAAAGGGGUUUCUCAAACCUCUGAUUAUAUCAGAGUUCAUGAGAAAGGAAACAUACUCAGUCAAACCAAAUGAAACAAGUCGCAUUUCCGUUAAUAGUGCUUCUGAGAGGUAAUUAAGAUUUAAAAGAAGCCUGAAAUCAGAAUAUGCAACAGCUUAAUUCCUUAAAGGGAAUGUCUGAUAGACUGUCUUCAAAAAAGAUCUACAAAGAAUCUAAACAAGCAGGACUGUGUCAGAAAUGGAUCUGUUUUCAGAUCAAACUGCCCAGCCAAAAACAUUUGGAUACAGACAGUACUCUGGACUUGUUGUAAUUGCUAGAAUCCGUAAGAAUUAGUGCUUGUUUAGGAAAUACUUCCUACCCCCCUCCCACCCCAAGGAAUGGGAUAAGAGUUGGAGAAAAGUCCAAUGCUUUUCUCUGUGCGUGCGUGUGUGGGCUGAGGUGCAUGAUGUUUCUUUCUCAAGGAUCAUGGCAGGAUUACAGAACUCUUUUAUACAAGUGAGAACCAGGUCUCUGAGUAUCUUUCUGUAAAUAAUAAUA